CACAAGGCCUAUACUGCAAUCCCAGGACCAACACCCCCAAGCAAGAAAGCAACCCCAUUCCACACAAAAUCCCACUGUUCUUUUGUCCCAUAUACCAUUCUCCAUUGCAUUACACUCCUCCAUUUAUACCCAAAAAUGGCAACCAAUGGCAUUGAACCUACCAUGCCCGAAUCCAACAAAGCAACCGUCGAGGCCCUUUACGCCAAAUUGGCUCUUGGCCACUCCGACUUGGUGGCCAAGCUUCUAGCCAGCGAUCUCGAAUGGUGGUUCCACGGGCCACCAGGUUGCCAGCACAUGAUGCGCGUCCUCACCGGGAAGUCGGACUACUCGGCUUUUCCAUUCCAUCCACGAAGUAUAACAGCUAUAGGCGAUGGUUAUGUGAUCGCUGAGGGGUGGGAAGGGGCGCAGGCGUAUUGGGUCCAUGUGUGGACGCUGAAGAACGGGGUGAUCACGCAACUCAGGGAGUACUUCAACACGUGGCUCACCGUGAGAGAGGUGUCGUUGCCGCGGUGGGAGGUGGUGCGGGCAAACCAAACACUUUGGCAGAGUCAGGUGGGGGACCGCUUCGACCGGUCGUUGCCGGGGCUUUUGCUUGCCAUAUGAAGAAGAGUUGCGCGUGCAGUCGGGUGGCUUGGAAUGAAAAUUCGGGGUUGGUGUGUGGGUGCACAUAUGUAUGAUAUGUUUGAUAAGAAAAAUCAGGAGCGCUCAUGUCAAGUUGGAGGAAAGCGGAAAGAAAAUUAGUCAAUGAAGUGUCACUUAUGUUCAUUAUAAAAUGAUGCGUCUGUCGAACUAUGAAUCUUUGUCUGAUGGAAGCUUCCCACAGGGCUCACAAGUAAA
Eucalyptus grandis is the source of this 837-nucleotide messenger RNA. RefSeq names its product senescence associated gene 20-like. The record is from RefSeq and is a predicted model, not a curated record. Lineage: Eukaryota; Viridiplantae; Streptophyta; Magnoliopsida; Myrtales; Myrtaceae. The transcript has a single exon. The coding region runs from base 136 to 603 and encodes 155 amino acids.